UGUAUACUUCCGUAAAUUUCGUCUGCAAGACUGUCGUCGUUAUUUCAGAUUUUCCGAGACUGUGUAUGUGCUUGCAUCAAUAUCUGGAGUGUAGACAUCGGCAUGUCUUUAUGUAAAGCUUGUCAGAAAUUUUUGGGUACAAUCAAAUACUCACAUAAGCGUUACAUAAAGAACAAGUCCUUGCUUUUCGGACAAGCACAUGCACGCAGCCGGUCGGUGUCAAUAAGAAGUAUUUCGACGUCCCUGGCUAGAUUGAAUCAACACCAGACAGAGAAGCCUCGCAGAGUGAAGGCCCAAACGACCAUUGAUGAAGAGGAAGUAGAGAAAUUUUCUGCACUUUCACAGCUAUGGUGGGAUGAAAGUGGCGAGUUCGAGGCCUUGCACACUAUGAAUGAACUAAGAGUGCCCCUCAUACGAGAUGCUUUAAUGAAGAGAAAUGAUCAUCCCACUGCAAAACCACUGGCUGGCUGCACAAUUGUUGAUGUUGGCAGUGGAGGGGGGAUUCUUGCUGAGCCUCUGGCAAGACUUGGGGCUUUUGUCAUAGGUGUGGAAGCAUCUGAGGAAAACAUCAAAAUAGCCCAGGCACACAUCAUGCAUGACCCGUCCAUAGCUCCAAACGUGAAGUAUAUACAUGCAACAGUGGAAGACCUAGUUGGUACAGAGGAAGGCAAGAUGGAUGCUGUUGUAGCUUCCGAAGUAGUGGAACAUGUUGCUGAUGCCCCUGCAUUUCUCUCCUCCUGCUGCAAACUCGUCAAGCCCGGGGGCUCCCUUUUCAUAACAACCCUGAAUAAAACAUACAUCUCCUACAUGGCUGGCGUGAUGGCAGCCGAGAGGCUAUUUAGGUUGGUGUCUCCAGGGACACAUGACUGGAACAAGUUCAUCGACCCCCAGGACCUGCAGUUUAUGCUGACCCAGAAUGACAUGAGUACCCGUCUCCUUCACGGCAUGAUGUACAAUCCGCUGACCAAGAGAUGGUCUUGGAUGAAGGACACGAGCAUCAACUAUGCCAUACAUGCAGUGAGAGCAGAUGUUCACACGGACAAGAAUAACCCUGACGACACACUUUAGCCCCGAUAUAAGUGUGUUUAGUUGUUUGCUGACCUUGUUGCCUGGUGUACGAGGUGUCAGCCAUGUGUGCAUUUCAUAUUCUAUUUUGUCGUAUAAUAUUGCCUCGGAAAGAAUAUGCACCAAAGAUUGAGUGUUAUGCAAAGAUUAUUAAAGAUGUGUGAUCUGAAGACAUGUUCUUGAUAAAGAUGUUGAAAGUUGAUUAUAUAUUGUGUACACCCACAAUGUGUAUAGGCAGUGAUGCCAAAUGUGUUUCAUAAAGAUUGUAAAGGUG
Molecule: messenger RNA, 1339 nt
Organism: Haliotis rubra (blacklip abalone)
Lineage: Eukaryota; Metazoa; Mollusca; Gastropoda; Lepetellida; Haliotidae
Product: ubiquinone biosynthesis O-methyltransferase, mitochondrial-like
Exons: 5
Coding region: 103-1068 (321 amino acids)
Biological process (GO): ubiquinone biosynthetic process
Molecular function (GO): 2-methoxy-6-polyprenyl-1,4-benzoquinol methyltransferase activity
Source: RefSeq, a predicted model, not a curated record